Molecule: messenger RNA, 1704 nt
Organism: Corylus avellana
Lineage: Eukaryota; Viridiplantae; Streptophyta; Magnoliopsida; Fagales; Betulaceae
Source: RefSeq, a predicted model, not a curated record
UAUGGGAAACAAACAACUGAAACUCUAAAGUAGGCAAAGACCUAGACUAUAAUAAAACAUAUUCAUAAAUAACAUUAUUCAAGACUCUGUUACAAAGAGUAUGAACAAUGCUGGGUGUCUAACAAACCCCCUCAAAAACUCCCAUUAAUUCUUUCUCCUCCCUAGACUCUCAUGCUGACUUAGGUAUUUCUCCGACGGCUCGGGGCUUUAUUAUCACUACAACCCACAUGAUGUGGCGGCCAUUGAUGCAGUCACCUGCGAGAUCCUCCGGCAUCUUCCUCUGUUGCGUCCUCCUCCUUGUCGGCGCGUUUGUCUCCACGCACCUGCUCGACACAAUAUACCCUCACAGAAAUCCACAAUUCCCGAAAACGCCCUCAGACCCAAUUGAGAUUCCACUCGACUGUACAGCCUACAACCUCACACGGACCUGCCCUUCAAAAUACCCAACCACCUCCGAUCCAGAGGAAGAUCCUGACCGUCCAUCACCCCCGACUUGUCCAGAGUACUUCCGUUGGAUAUACGAAGAUCUUCGUCUCUGGACCCACACAGGGAUCACGAGGGAGAUGGUGGAGAGCCUCAAAGGGAAGUCCAAUUUUAGAUUGGUGAUAGUGAAGGGCAAGGCUUACGUGGAGGCAUAUGAUAGAUCGUAUCAGACUAGAGACGUUUUUACGCUGUGGGGAAUCCUACAGUUACUACGGAGGUACCCGGGUCAAGUGCCUGACUUGGAUCUGAUGUUUGAUUGCAUUGAUAUUCCAUCCAUCAAGACAAGCGACUAUCAACUGCCCAAUGCCUCGGACCCACCACCCCUGUUCCGGUACUGUGGUGAUGAUGACACACUGAAUAUUGUUUUCCCUGAUUGGUCCUUCUGGGGAUGGCCUGAGACCAAUAUAAAGCCAUGGGAAUCUUUGAUGACGGACCUAAAAGAAGGAAACAAGAGGAUCAGAUGGAUGGAUAGGGAACCUUAUGCUUACUGGAAGGGCAAUCCGACGGUUGCUGCAACAAGGAAAGACCUCCUCAAAUGUAAUGUCACAAAAAAUAAGGAUUGGAACGCUCGUUUAUAUGUUCAGGAUUGGAUUCGGGAAACAGAGGAAGGGUACAAGAAGUCAGACUUGGCUAGCCAAUGCGAUCAUAGGUAUAAGAUAUAUAUUGAAGGCACUUCCUGGUCUGUCAGUGAAAAAUACAUUCUUGCUUGUGAUUCUGUUUCCUUAAUGGUAAAGCCCCACUACUAUGAUUUCUUCACAAGAAGUUUGAAGCCACUGCACCACUACUGGCCUGUAAGGGAUGAUUACAAGUGCAGAUCCAUUAAGUUUGCUGUAGAUUGGGGCAAUGCCCACAAGAAAGAGGCACAACAAAUUGGGAAAGCGGCAAGCCAAUUCAUUCAAGAGGAGUUGAAGAUGGAAUAUGUGUAUGAUUACAUGUUUCAUCUUUUAAAUCAAUAUGCUAAGCUCUUAACAUUUGAGCCCGUUAUACCUAAAAAUGCUGUUGAACUCUGUUCAGAGACAAUGGCCUGCCAAGCAGAAGGAUUGGAGAAGAAAUUUCUUAUGGAAUCCAUGGUAAAAGGUCCCGCGUACACCAGCCCAUGCACUAUGCCUCCACCAUAUGAUCCUCCAGCUCUUCAUACAAUUCUCAAGACAAAGGAAGAUUCAACAAGACUAGUGGAAUUAUGGGAGCGAGAAAAUGUUUUGGGAAAACGAAAAUGAGCAG